AUGCUCGCUCUGAACCGCACAACUGGGAACAUGCUCGGCUUGUCCAACUCGGUAUGGCUACUUCUCGUAUCGGCAGCCCUUUACGUUUCCAUCCGCAAACGCAAACGUAUCUCUAUCGCGCACAUUCGUGGACCUGUACCGGAGUCUUUCCUGCUCGGUAACCUACGGCAACUUCUAGCCGGCACUCUUCCGAAUGACGCCUUGCACAUUCUCCAAACGUACGGCUCUCUGGCCCGCGUUCGCGCACCUCUCGGCGAAGAUCGGCUCUGGACAGCCGACCCCGCCGCAAUCCAACAUAUCCUUUCCAAAGCCCGCGAUGUAUGGAUCAAACCGCACGAGGCGCGCUGGGCGCUAAUCGUCGCGAGUGGAGGUGGCGUGACCGGCAUGGAAGGUGAAGAACACAGGCGCCAGCGCCGGGCCGUUGCUAGGGCGUUUGGCGCCGGUGAAGUCAAGGCGCUCGAGAGUGGGCUGAAAGAGCGCGCCGAUGUCCUCGUCAGGCAUAUCAUGGAGAAGGAUAUCGGACAUGACCGGAGAGAUGGCGUAGAGUUUGAUGUGACAGAAUUGCUGAGUAGAGGCAUGCUCGAUGCGGUGGGGCAUGCUUUAUCAGGCUAUGAGUUUCAUGCACUCGAAGGCAAUCAAGACGAGCUCGCUGAGUCUCUGCAUGGUUUCAUGGCCAAAGGCUUCGGACGACCCGACUCUCCCAAGCUGUUCAUGCAUGGAAUGAUGGCGCACAUCCCGAUGUCACUCCUUGAUCUUCUCCGGUACCUGCCCGAUCCCGGCCUCGCAUUCCUUCGUCGGCAUGUCCGCCUUUCAAAUACUCUAUCUCGACGGCUCAUAGCCGAACGAACGGAGGGCGCGAAGAGAGGCUUGGCGCUGGGUACCGAUGCGCUCAGCUUGAUCGUCAAGGCAAACAUUGAAGAGACGGGUAGGUGGAGGUUGAGAGACGAAGAGCUUGUGCCGCAGUUCGCGACACUGCUGGCUGCCGGACAUGAGACGACACUCACGACGAUCAGUUGGAUCCUGUACGAGCUCGCCCUGCACGAGGACGUCCAGCGCGACCUACGCGCCGAGAUAGAAUUAGACCCGAAUGCAGAUCUUGAUAGCCUGACUCUACUGAAUGCUGUCAUCAAGGAGACCAUGCGUUUUGAUACUGUCGUGCCCUACCUUUCCCGGGUGGCAACGCAGGAUGACGUCAUCCCACUCUCAAAGCCGAUACGCACGAGCGAGGGCGAGGAGAUAAGCGAGGUGCUCGUGCCGAAGGAUACACGCGUAUUUGUGUCCUCUAUCGGGUACAGCCUCAACGAGAAUGUCUGGGGUACAGAUGCAAACGUUUGGCGUCCAGCACGGUGGAUGGAUGAGACGAUCGCCAGGACCCAGAUGGAGAACAUUGGACCGUACGAGAAUCUCAUGUCUUUCGGCGCAGGCCAUCGGGCGUGCGUUGGUUGGCGAUACGCCAUCACCGAACUGCAGAUCUUCCUGUCUGCACUCAUCCGCGCCUUGGAGUUUCGCGCGACAGCGCGCACGAGAGCAGUGAGGAGGGAGAACUGUCUCGUCAUGUUGCCUAUCGUUGAGGGUGAAGGGAAUGAGAACCGCAUGCCGCUCCAGUACUUAGAAUCUUGCGAUCAUGUUUGA
Messenger RNA from Peniophora sp. CBMAI 1063, 1632 nucleotides. NCBI's taxonomy places the organism in Eukaryota, Fungi, Basidiomycota, Agaricomycetes, Russulales, Peniophoraceae. The record is from the annotation of a GenBank genome assembly.